This is a messenger RNA of Morchella importuna, 4620 nucleotides long. RefSeq lists its product as uncharacterized. Gene Ontology annotation, molecular function: nucleic acid binding; RNA-directed RNA polymerase activity. Gene Ontology annotation, cellular component: nuclear RNA-directed RNA polymerase complex. The coding region runs from base 1 to 4620 and encodes 1539 amino acids. The record is from RefSeq and is a predicted model, not a curated record. Lineage: Eukaryota; Fungi; Ascomycota; Pezizomycetes; Pezizales; Morchellaceae. Gene Ontology annotation, biological process: siRNA processing. The transcript is spliced from 7 exons.
AUGAGGCCCCAUGCGCGCAACCCAACCGCGCUUAAAGCGGGCCCCGGUAAUCCCACGCCAGGUAGCAACGAAAGACAAGAAACUCGUGGGAACUAUUUACCUUUGGUAUCCCAGACGCCUCUCUCUCAUCAUCAAGGACCCAUGACAGCUCGGGACCACGGGCCUCCAGGUAGUGGAAGCAAUCCUGGAAUGGGCCGCUCUAGAUUCAGACAUGAGCCCAAUCAUCAAUCUAGAGCUGUUGAUUCUACUAUUGGACGGGCUGAUGUGGGGACCAUUGUUCCAAAUCACUCAGAACCAAUACUUUUUUCUCUUAAGACGAGAGAAGAACGCAUUGCUUAUAACAAAGCACGAACCCAGGAGGAGUCUGAAAGGAUCAGGGCUAGACGUCAAGCGGAGCGUGAGAAACUCAGGGAAAUCAGACAACGGGAGUUUCUUAAUUAUAACACCACGAAUAGCACCAGUGGAGGUAACACGCCCACGCCUCUCACCGGCCCCACAACAAACUCACCCGGUUCUCCUGGAGGCAGCAGCAGCAGCAGCAGCAGCUACCAAGGCAAUCGACGUUCCCCCUCUCCGUCAUCUCCACUGCCACAACCCCCCCCACCCCCAAGACAAGCUCAGGGACCAAUCUAUUGGGGGGAAUGGAGCACUCGUCCGGAAAUCCAUAUACGACUAGCGGGACUACCUAUGCAGUAUAAAACUAUAGACGUAUAUGAAACAUUCAAACAAUUUGGAGUGAUUGAAGCAAUAAAGCUCUUUGAGAAUACACAUGGCACCAGGGAUGGGGGCGGGGAAGUCAAGUUUAGUCAGCUUUAUAAGCCAGACCCAUUUUGGACCGCACCUGUAUCAUACCUGUGGAAAGGAGUCAUGGAAGUGAUGACGGCAAGGCUGCUUCCUCUUCCUCAGCAUAAAUUCAAAGUAGCCAGUGAAGUAAAUAGGAACAUAGAGUAUUCCGACAGAUUUAUCUUUAAACCCAAGCAACUAGACUUUGGACUCAUGGUUGAGGAAAAUGUUUUUAUGGGCAUGCACACAAUACAUAAUGUAGCAGAAGAUAUUGUCUUUGAGGUUAACUUGUUCCGCAAGCAAAUUGAUGUCAAGUUCAAAAUCUACCAUGCCAAAGAAGACGAUUCCCUAGAGUCUGGAGAGUCAAUUACCAGUCAGGAUGAGAGGGUAGCAGAGCCUGCCAAGGAUAGAUGGGAAAGUUACCGUUUCCAGAUUCCAUUUUCUCAACUUGGCCAGAUCUUGGAAUAUGGUCCCAGGAUUUCAGAAGAAAGCAGGGCUUUACUUAUUUCCCUUCCGUCGCCUCCAUUGUUCUGGAGAGAGUUAUUCAAUGUUGCACUGUCGCAUGAUCCUAAAGCAAGCUACUGGAGUAGCUUUGACAAAUGGUUUCGGCAGACGGGCAUCGCUUUCGACCAAGUUGAUAGAUCAACGUCGCCGGUUUCCUUAAGACAAAAGAAUCCGAUCAUUGACACAGGUCGGUGGACAACAUACCGCUUCCAAUUCGGCUUAGAGCAAGGCCAAAUUAGUCGCUUUGGGGAAAUGCUCUUGGCUCUGAGAGAUUUCAAUAUCAAAACCGAAGUGGUUGACGACCUCAAAACUACCAUGAAGAGGCUAACCCCUAUAUGGGACACCAUUGAUGCGAAAUCUACCAAUUCUUAUUAUGGUGGUCUUUUGGCAGCACUACGACCGCUUCUCCCAUAUCCCACUCGUUACCAACUAGAAGUCUGUAUUUCUCGGAAUUUCUUGAACGAGUAUAACAUUACGACUGAGUUUAUCGAUAAGCUACUUAGCAUGAAUUCCGAUAGGGCAGUACGUUUAUUAGAGCAUGUUGCAGAAAAUGAAAAGCGACGCUUUUAUGACCCCAUGGAUAUCUUCAAUCUCACCGUAAAGGGAGGCACAGCAGCCCUUCUCAAAAAGCUCAAAAAGCUCGAGGGUGAUUACCAGCGGGUGAGAAAAGCCAGCGUCACACCGUCCACGGUUUACUACGCCACGCCCACUGUUGAAACCACCAACAGGGUUAUAAGGCACUAUCGUCAUUACUCUGAUAGAUUUUUGAGGGUACAAUUUGUGGAUGAGUUCAAGGCUCGGAUCAAUUCAACAAACAAAAAUUCCAUGAACGAAGUCUUUACACGGAUAAUGACAGCCUUGGCACACGGCAUAACUAUUGGUGGAGAGCACUUUGAGUUUCUUGCCUUUGGAAACUCGCAAAUUCGUGAGCAUGGCGCAUAUUUUUUCGCCUCAGAUGAACAUGUCUCAGUAAAGGAUAUCCGCAAAUGGAUGGGGGAAUUCAAGUCAAUCAGGAUUGUUGCCAAGCAUGCUGCUAGGCUCGGACAAUGUUUUUCUACCACUCGUGCUAUCCGUGGUGUUCAGGCCGACGUUGUGGAUAUCCCUGAUAUUGAGUACCCCGAUAAUGAGUACAAUUUCUCGGAUGGUGUUGGUAAAAUCUCAGAGUUUCUCGCAAGCCUCAUUUCCAUGGAGCUCAAGUUACCAAGGGACCAGCCUCCACCAUCAUGCUUUCAAUUCCGGCUUGGUGGUUGUAAGGGGGUUUUGACUGUAUGGCCUGAUGCUAAACAGAGGGAGGUCUAUGUUCGCCCCAGCCAGGAAAAAUUCAAAGCAAAACAUAAAAUCCUCGAGGUCAUUCGUUGCUCGCAGCCUGCAACUGCAUGUCUCAACAGACAACUUAUCAUAGUCCUUUCGUCACUUGGAGCAUCAGACCAUGUGUUUAGAGUUAAACUAAAGGAUACGCUACAGAAAUACGCAGAUGCCAUGAUUAGGCCCGCAGCUGCACGAUACCUGCUCUGCAGAGCCAUCGAUGCAAAUCAAUUCACUUUGGAGCUUGCGUCCAUGGUCCGUGAUGGUUUCAUGGAGACCCGAGAACCUUUCGUGGUUUCUCUUCUGAGCCUGUGGCGGUCUUGGUCGAUUAAAUAUCUUAAGGAAAAGGCAAGGAUAAUGGUUGAGAAUGGGGCGUUUGUCCUUGGCGUGGUUGACGAGACUGGGAUUCUUGAGGGACAUUAUGAUGAUGAGGACGAGGACGACAAGGGCGAUAAGGUUGAUGGCAAGAAUCGCGAAAAGAGAAAGGAAAAAAAAAAACCUACUAUGCCAGAGAUAUUUCUACAAAUCAGCGAUCCGGAGAAUCCAGGUCAAUUCAGGGUGAUAGAAGGUUUAUGUCUCGUUGCACGUAAUCCUUCUCUUCACCCUGGAGAUAUUCGGACUGUACGCGCUGUUAAUAUUCCAGAAUUGCGGCACCUUCGCAACGUUGUCGUAUUUCCUAGCAAAGGGGAUCGUGACCUUGCGAGCAUGUUAUCUGGCGGAGACUUGGAUGGAGAUGACUAUAUCGUUAUCUGGGAUAAGGAUUUGACUAAUGGGGUCACCAACUAUCCACCAAUGGACUAUUUACCAAUGGAGCCAAUUGAAUUACCUCGUGAUGUUGAGGUGAGCGAUAUCACGAAAUUCUUUGUCAAUUAUAUGAAAAACGAUAAGCUUGGGGCUAUCGCGAAUUCCCAUCUUGCCUGGGCAGACUACCUUGAAGAGGGAGUAAAGUCCGAUCACUGCCUAACUCUUGCCGCCCUGCACUCCGACGCUGUGGAUUACGUCAAGACGGGGGUACCGGCCGACAUGCCCCGCAGUCUGAGGAUCAGAAAGUAUCCUCACUUCAUGGAGAAAGAGAAGGAUAAGAGCUAUACUUCUUACAAAAUUCUUGGACAGUUGUAUGAUAUGGUGGAGAAGAUAGACUUUGUGCCUUCUUACGAGCUUCAAUUCGAUGAGCGUAUAUUGAACGCUUAUACUCCUGGCGAAGAGAUUCUCGAGGCAGCAAGGGAGUUGAAGAGAGAUUACGAUGCGGCAAUGCAUAGCAUCAUGGCCCAACACGAAAUCCACACAGAGUUCGAGGUCUAUUCGACCUUUGUUAUGCACCAUUCGCAGGCUGCGGGGGACUACAAGUUUCAUGAAGAGAUUGGGAAUAUUCGCAGUGGCUUGAAGGAAAUCUGGCAAAAGGCUGUUAUACACAGGGUUGGUAGUAGCGACGAAUUGAAGCUCGGGCCAUUCGUCGUGGCUAUGUAUACAGUGGCCAAGCAGGAAUUGGAUGCGGGAUUGGAUGAUUUAAAAGCAAAAAAAGCCAAAGGAAAGAGACGCGAACGCUAUGUUGAAGGAGAGCCCCUGAAAUUUACUCCAGAAGAUGUGAAAGCGAUGCCACUCAUCUCUUUUCCAUGGUUGUUUGGGGAAAUUCUAGGCAAAAUUGCUAAUCGUGAACACCCUUUCAACACCGAAAGCUUGGGCCAAAACGAAUAUCACCAUGUCUCAGAGGUUGGACGUUACACACAGGUGAUCCCCAAUCGCCAUAAUACAGCUGCAGACGAUUUUGCUGGUUUUGAAACUAUACCAGCAGAAGAGAGUUCAGACGACAGCAGCUCCUACAAAUACUUCGACUACAGUGAACGAUCCGACGAAGACGAAAUCGUUGGAUACGAUACCGAUACCAAAGAGCAUAACAGCCACACCCCCGAUAGCGAUGGGAGUGGUUCUUCCGGUAUACCCCAAAUGAUCAAUGAUAUCCAUAGAACCGACGGCAACAUCAGUAGUGAGGCUUUGGAUAAAAUCUCACUCGAUGGGUUGUCUUUCUGA